CGCGACUAUAGUGUUUAACAAACGUGCAACCAGUCCAUUCGCGACCGGCAGCCGGGCUGCACGCUCGAGAACCUCUUUGUCCGCCGUGUCUAUAAAUAAUCCAAGAAAGCGAGAUCCUGGAGAACGAUCGAUGCCAAAUCCUUCAGAUUUUAGGUAUUGGAGAUGAUCGAGAUCCUCGAGGACCGUAGUGUCAUGAAUCCCUGGAGAACUUUACCGUGAACCUUCAAUUAAAAGGUUCACGAAGGAAGCUUGGGUGGUGAUUCUUUGUCUGAUCCUUGGAUAACGUGGAUCGAUGGUUCUUUGAACAUGGCGCAGGUAAAAGGUGUGGUAACGCGAAAGGACUAGGAAAACUUGGAAAGAGCUUGAAGAUUCGAAGGAGAAAGUGUUUGGAAGAGGUUUCAUCCUCUGGUGACGUGGGACGUGAUUAGGUGAAGAUGAAAGGUCUUCGAGUGCGAGUGUCGAUUAUCUACGAACGUUCUUAGACAGUGUCUCGUUGAAGGUUUUCUAAUAUCGUCGAAGCUUGUCUCGAUCGAACGUAAGAUUCUCACGAUGAAGGAAAACGGGAUCCACGGUAGUUCCCCAAUUCAGAUAGUUUCCGAAGGUUAACCGCGAUGGUCGAGAGGAAUGGCGCGUCGAUCGGCCCAAAAUCGCAACCGAACCGCGUACAAUGGCCACGUCUUCGACACUACGCGUUUCCAAGACUCGGCGGAGUUGGAAAGUUAGCGCGGAUGACCCAGACUCAAGCGCGAUCGAGCAUGAAAUCAAUUCGAGACGGCGAGACGCGAAGCAGAGUGGACGCUGAGCUCAAUUUACCUGGGGUCUCGCGAAAAUCCCUCGAUCCGCUUCCUCCGCUCUGCAACCGAUCCCUCCUCGUCGCCAUUGUCGAUUCUCAGGGAUCGAUAACGCGAUUCGUCUCGUGAUCCAGCCUCCGAUCCUUCGAACCUUGCUAUAGUUCACGAACGAUCCACGAACAGAGUUCAGAGUUCGGAUAGAAGGGCAAGAUACCGGAAGAGGUCACCGAAAGGUUCGAUUCUUUCGAGAUUCGUCGAUAAAUUUGAUAAAUUCGUCGAGGAAGAGAAACGUUUCUGAUAGAGGAUCGUGUAGUUAACAGAGAAGUAAGUGCACUCGGAGGAGUUUCUAGAAGCGACGUCAUCGAUAUAACCACCGCAAGACUGUUUAUCGUUCGCCUGUCCUUCGUUGACACCGAUUAAACGCGCCUCAGAGCGACGCUUAUUGAGCAGAUCACUUCCGAAUGAACUGGCAGACAAGGACUGGCACCAGCCACGCUCCUGUCGAUGCUACUUAAGGCGGUUUGCUACCACCUGCCAGUGUCUCUGACACGCGAGUACCUUGUUCUUCAACAGAGACCUCGGAUCAUUGUGCUCGCUCAUCCAGAUCUGUCAACUAUUUUGGCAUUGAUCGGCUUCUUUGCUACUUUUCUUCAACAUAGACUGUUUCUUCUUGAUGUGGUGAUACAUCGGAUAUGGUGACCGGUGAACUGACAUUUGGUGAACCUUGAAUGGCCAAUAUGUGAGUUUCAAGAGUAGAUGAUCGAUCGUCGAGAUUCGUGAAUCAUUUUUAAUUGCUUCUUCGCUGUUCUUCUUCAACGCAGACUGUUUUUUCUACGGUAUUAUGUACGAUAUAAGAUAUAUUGGUGAACUUUGAGUUACCAAUUUGUGAGUGUAAGCGGACGAUCGAUAGACCAAUCGUUGCGACCGAAUAUCUCUCUUUUUUUAAUAUUCUUCUUGAGUGUAGAUUCUUCCUCCUUUUAGUGUGAUUUACGAUGUGAAUACGGCAUUGGUGAACCGAGAUACGGAGAGCUUCGAAUGAACGAUACGUGACCGACAAACAGGUGAUUAAUCGAGUGAUCGAGUAUUGGAAGUAUUUGAAGAAAAUCACGAACGUUCCAAUUUUUAAUUGAUCUUAACACUAUAUAAUUAGUGCUUGCAAUUAUUCGCAGCAGCUGGAUUUUUUAAAUAAUCCAAAUUUUAACCGAGGUCUCUGACAAUUUGAUAUACAGAAUUUAAUAGUUAUUUAGUAGAUGUUUCAAGCUAUUUGACAUUUCUCCUGACUCUCGUGCAACUAAAUUUUUUCAAGCAAUGCGAAUUCUACGCGAUCAAGGACUUUACUGCAAUUUAAUAACUGCGGUUUUCAAAUUAUAUAAUAUUUUUCCAGUAACUCUCUUCUCAGCUGGAUUUUCCGAUAUAAAUUCCAGGCCAAGGCCUUUGUAACAAUUUAACGCGGAUGUUUGAAAUUAUUUGACGUUACUGAUAACUGCUUUCUAGUGAAUUCUACGAAUAAUACGAAUUCUAGAGGAUCGAGGUUUCUGUGACAAUUUAACGCACGUUUGUACGAUCUUUCCAACGUCGAGUAACUUGAUUGGACUGAAUUCUUCGAAUAAUUGGAAUCUUUGGUGAUCGACUUCCGCGUAACGUUACAACGCACGUGUCCUACGAUUACUUUCGGACUGCUAAAAUUUUCGGAAUUUUGUUUUUAACGUGGCACGCGCGCUUGCGAUCCUCCGUUACGGCUCAAUGAUUUCCUCGAACAGAACUCCAUUCAGACGAUUUUAUGAAACAAAGAAGACACUUCUGUCGCGUCUACUAAAUUGGUCUCGUUUAAUAAUCAAGAUCUCGGUGCAUAGAUGCGUAACAUCGCUAUGAUUCUCUGAGACAACGAGUUGAUCAAGCUGACCUCCUUGUCAAACCCUGAAUCCCAAACGACCGAGCCGAGAAUCGCUAGAAUAAUCAGGAUCUUCCUGUGCAAUCUAAGCCAACUUCGUCUUGGAAAAUCUAAGAAUGUCGACGCGUAGCGUAGCAGAAAAGAUCGUACGACGAAAAGUGAAGCUAUUGGUAAAUAAAUCUUAGAAGAUCAAAAAGCUCGAAUAAUUCAUCGAAGCAAUGAUCAACCAAAAAUACGUUAUCGUAUUUUACUUAUAAACUUACAAGAUUUAAAAUAUAUAAAUUUAUUUAAAAUUGUCAUCUUCAAUCACAAGAUUCAAAGAAGUUUCUGAUCAGCAGACAAUCUAAUAAUCGAUACGAGCUUCAAAACGGAAUGCAGUUGAGAAUACACUGAACGUCUUAGACAGAAUCAAUUCCCUGAACGAGGCAAGUCGAUCGUGUUACGUUUCGGAAUCUCACAGAGUCCCGUGAUUCUCUGCAUCAUUGAACAAGUUGACCGUCGCGAUCUCUGGCAGAGUGGCGCUAAAAAUACACGACCAUUGGUGAUUCGACUCGAUCGACAACACGAUUUCCACGAAAUCGUAUUCCAGAAACGGUGGCGCGGCCCUCGAUCGUUCGACGAGUCGCAAUAAAGAAUAAUCGACCGGACCUCGAGGCCGACAAGGUCGCAGGAACGUUGACCGAUCUUUCAAGAUCGCACGGCAGACUCGACGCGAAGCUCGAUCGGUGGAUAAAUCGAAGGGCAAGUCGUGGGAUCCCUGACCAACGUCAAGCAACGCACCACGGUACUUUGGCGAAACGCUAAGAAGCGUUUACACGCUGAACGUUUAACAGGAAAAUCGAAAUUCACGAUCGAAUGGAGGAUCGAGAGUGAAGCUAGAUCGGUGUAUGUAUGAAAGUAAAUUCAAAAAUAUAUUGCGUGACAUCGUCGAUGCGAAAGAAAACCACUGAAGACAUUUGAAAAGUCGUGAAAGGUCGUUGACCAACGUGAAAAAAAUCGACAGUUUUGAUGAAGAUACAUCGAAGAUAUGAAAACAGAGUCUAACUUCGAGAUCGACAAGCUGCAUCAAAUGGCGGAUAUCAAAAGGACUACGUAAAUUCAAGAAAUUCGAGAUCGCGUGAAAAUUUCGAAGUUGAAUGAACGAGACAUAAAUCAGAGAAUAAAUCAUGUAGCAUUGCCAACUACUUCACGAAAAUCUCGACGACUUAGUGGCACUGAAGAAUAAAACUAGAGCUGAAGAUCCUGUUGGAGACGCGAUAUUAAACUCGAUUAAUAGUUGAGCGAGAAUAAAUCACAGUGAAAAUCCUAUCUCCAACGAAUAAACGCGACUAAAUCGAAGGAAAAGUCGUGCAACAACGCUGACCAACGUCAACCAAGAUUCGACGACGUUUUAGCUGAAACUCUAAGGACGACACGCGAGAAUAGAAUCGAAACGGCGCCAUGGUGUCCGUUCUCAAACGAAGAAAGCCAAUCUGUGAUCGUUGCACCUGUCGCUAUCUGUCAGGCUGGUAAACACGAGGCAAAACCUUGGGACCCGUUCGCGAGCUCCUCGACCUGGACAGUUAGAGAGUAAAGAGGGUACAGCACACCUGACUCGAAGCUUCUUUCUUGCGACAGCUGCGUGUUUCGGUCGAACACGGUUGACAGAGACGUGAUUGUUACGUUCACUAUCGCGCUGGGUCGAAGGUGGAAACUGGAGGAACUGAAAAAAUUGACUUUUCAAGACUUCGACGUAAUCGUCGUGGGUACGAAAAGUUUUGAAGAAUUGGUGAGAAAGAGCAGAGUAAGAAGUUGAAAUUGACAAGGAAGAGGAAGCUUGGUCAGAAGAUGAGAUUUACGUCAAAUGACUUAUCUUUCUGAAUAAAUUUAAUGAUUAAAGUGGGUGUUGCGAGUAAUCGUGAGGAUCUUGUUCUCGCGUAAAGAACAACUUUGUAAGUUGAUUGUACAGGAAGUUUAAUUUAGAAGGCAAGAUUGCUCGAAUCAAGAUCUGUUGCUACGGAUGCUGUGAAAAGUAACCUGUUUUAAGGAAAGGAAUAGAUCGAUAGCAGUUUAAGACAAGUUAAUAAAUAUUGCGAAGAUAACGAAGCGUAGAUAUUAAUCGCGAACAAGGUUCCUAUGUUAAAACUUACCAAGCUGCAGAUUUCUCAACGAAGUUAUUAACUUUCUAGAAAUGAAAUCAUAAAGCGCAAAGCUUCGAGCUAAAAGAAGUGUUUCGCCGAAUUGCCAACGGUCGACGUUGAUCAUACUUAUAAUUAACAUUGAUCGUGACUUCGAUACUUCUACGAAGAUUUCAAUCAAUGCUAUAAAUAAUCAAUUGAAGCGGCAAAUAUACGUCGAACCACUAUCGAUCGAGUAUCGAUCGUAUCCAAAACGAUCACUAAUCGUAAUUCCAACCUUCCGAUAAAAAUUUCAAUUACCACAAACACUGGUAGAAUUUUUAAACAAUUUAUUAAAAAGAUGUUUCAUCGAAUCACCGAUAAAUGACGGAAAUUACAGUUGAAAUUAACAUCGAUCGUAUAUCUGUAAUAUUUCUACGGAAAUUCUAAUCAGCGUUAUGAACGCAUCGAUCGAGUGGAACGAUAUUUCAUCGCCAAGAAGCCACAUUAAUCAUACUUAAAAUAAGCACCGAUCGUAACUUCAAUAUUUGCGAAGCUAGCAAAACUUCCAAUCAAUCGCACAAACACUUGUGCACGUAUUCUCGAAAGGAAACGCGAGAGACCACGAAGUGACGCGAUUUGAAUCAACACCCUCGCCAAAAGCAGACACCCAAUCAAUCCGGCAACUCACUCAGCCUCGAAACCACGCCUCGUCGACGACGUGCAGCACAAACAAAGCGAAAGCCGAAGCAAACACAGCGACGAUCGUUGCGGAGGAGGCGCGAAACCGGUGACUUGACCACGGGCAAGAUCGACGGCCGAAUGACGUCAAGGUUUUCGCUGGAACCUCGAAAAGAAGGAGAAAAGAAGGAUGCAGCCGGAUCGCUUUGUGCCUGCUGGAAACGUUAAAUAUAGCCGGAAGAAUUUCCGCGGCAUCCACGGGCUCUUCAUUCGCUUUGCUCGAUUUUCCUAGACCGCGAUUUAUGCGAAACGAGUGCGAGACCCCUCUCUCGACUGUCGUCGUUGUCGCGCGGAGACUAUCGCAGCUUCGUGUUACACGGCUGUACGCGAAUUAGCUCGGUUUUACUUCUAACGAUUCGGCUAGUGGAUUUCCUCGAGGCAUUUGCGAGAGGAAAAAUGCUGAUCACCAAGUAUACUACGAUCCUGCUGCAGUCUACCAAUCAACAUAUUCUCAGGAGCGAUGUCUUCCUGGAACCGUAUCUGCAGCAGCAUGGAACCGUUCAGGUUGUCAGCUCGCCGAGCACGCCUCCGCCAAAUCCGCUGCAGCAUCAUCAGCUCACGCAGCUACAUCAUGUACAGAGCGAGGAGUCGCUUUCCUCGGAAGGGUCGGCCACCUCGGGUGGAUCUUCGAGCUCGACGGAAGAUUCUGGCAGCGAGGUCGCGUGCGACAUCACUCUGAUCGAGAGGCUUAUACGCUCGCAUCCGAUUUGGUUCCUUCCUGGCAUCCAAAGAGCCGGCGCUUUCCACUUGUUGCAAGGCAAAGAGGAAGGGAACUUCGUAGUCCGCCAGUCAAGUCAGAGCGACACGAUGGCCCUGUCCGUGCGGCUGCCACCAGGAAAGGGACCGUACAUCGAGCACUACCUGAUCCAAGCCAACAAGGGGAAGCUGAGCUUGGAGACCAGCGAGAACAGGUUCGACAACAUCCCCUCGCUGAUCGCCCACUAUUCUCAGUGUUGUGACGAAUUGCCGGUCCAAUUGACACUGCCAAGGGCGAUGCGCGAGGCCAAGAAUAGGCAGCAGCUCUCCUCCCUGGCGCUUCUGGGUCAGGAAUUCUGGAGAUACCCGAUGGCGAAUCCGAAACCACCGGAGAGCAGCAGCAGCAACACGUCUAGCUUAAGCAGUUUCCGGGGUGGUAACAAUAAUUUGAAUAACAACAAUAACAAUAUUCAUACGCCGACGACGGAGAGUAUCGUGUUGAAUUUGGCGCCAAUCUCGUCGCAUGAUACCCGAAGCUCGUCGCCUACAGGCGCCUUGACGACAACCACAUUCGCGUCGUCGUUGCCUCGACAGCCUCGUCCAACGCCACCAAACACCUUGAAUUUGACAACCUUCAACGAGCCUUUGGACCUAAAGAAAGAGAAGAUCUCACCAGGGGACAAACUGUCUCAGAAAUUAAUCUCUCCUAAUCUGGUGCAGAGCGUUCGUUGCCCUUCACCCGUGGUUCACAACGUGGAAAGUAACGUGCUGAGUCCUGUCCAGGACACCAAAGUCAGCUUCGAGUCGAAAACCAUGGCAGAGACUUCGAAAUCGACGAUGGUCGAACUGUCCAGGACCAGAUUCUCCUCUGUCAGCACUUCCAUGAUGAAUUUCCAUCAAAACGUGUCGACGUUCAAUAAUCUGUCCUGCACCACGUCCCCUGUACUACCUGAGAUAAGAAAUAUCAUAGCGGAGAAUCAUUCUGUGGGACAGAACGUGAAAACGCCACCUCCGCCGCCUCCGAGAUGGGCGAAACCAGCGAUUGGCCCGAAUCAGAAUAAUUUCAGCGUUACUACCACCGUGACGUUCAAUGUCAAUCACUCGAACGAUGUCGGUAGCUCUCAGAACACCCCAUCGGACCCCAACACUUCUCUAUUGAGCCCACAGAGCGCCACGUCGAACAAAUCUCUGACCUCAAACUUCUCCGUGAAGUCACCCUUGUCUCCGACGACGCCGAUACUCUCCCCAAUGUCAAAACUAGUCCCAAACACAGGCGUCAAGACGCCCAACGUUCUUUCACCAACUACGCCAUCCAGUACGAGCAAAUCGAAACGAAGACGAGACCGAGAAGCUCGAAAGAACUCGCAACACUACCAAGAAUCUGACAUUUUGGAGUCGUACUAUCGAAGUUCACCUGGAGAUAAGAUUUCGGACUACGAGGAUAUUUGGAAUACUACCGAUCAGUCGAACCAUUCCACGUGGUCUCCCAACGACAAACUGGCCAGGAAUGAUGGACCAGCGAACCCUCAGGACCGACUGAGGAACUCGAACGAUCGACUGAUGGUCCCAGACAGAGUUGCAAAUGCAAAUUCCGAGAGAAAUUUCAACGAACGACUACCAACGAGCGAGCAGUUGAUAGUGAGGAACGACAGGAUGAUCGUGAGAAACGACAAGUCGAUUGGUAAUGAGAAAUUGAGUUACAAGGAGAUGACCAGUCCCGAGUUUAGCAGCUUUAAGCCUGCUCAGGAGGUGAAGCCUGUGGAGCAGAGCAAUGGAUCGCCGGAAGAAACAGGAAUGGGCAGGAGACCUGAUCUGUUAUCUCGAGUCUCAGGUAGCGCGAAUUCCUUGAACAGUCCCAGCACAGUGACACCUCCCAGGAACAAAUUAGGCUUAAUGCUGGCCAAAUCAGAGAGCAACAGCCCCCUGACACCAGAGUCGAAGCAGGGUAGUCCGUUUUACGCGGAGCCAGCGGACGCUAUCGCGCAGAGCGCGGCGAUAAUACCAAGAAGACGACCUAGGAACAACCCAGCAACGAAUAAAUAUCGACACAGCGAACCAGGGUGGCUACAAACCCCAGUAGGUGCAAAUUCUAAUCAGCUGCAUCCGAUCGACUGGGAGGAAUCGGAAGAAACGGAAGAUAAGACGCCUCUGAUCUCGUCUUCCGUGGAUAAUCUGGCCAAGAGACUCGGCACCAAAGAGACGAAAAAGAUUCCACGUGCCAAGCCAGUACAACCACCAAAGAUCAGGACCAAGGUGUUCAACGACACUUCCUGGGCCGUGGACUCCAGCUGGGAAUUUAUUGGCAACGAAGGGGACGACUGCGAUCCGGACUACGACUGUGACGCGGAUUACGAGGGCGACAACGUGGCCAGAAAGUUUCCGGACGAGGAGUGUGACAGGGACGUUGUUGGGAACACUUUGACCGUUCAGAGUAUCAUCCUCCAACGGUACCCAGAGCUGUUGAAACCGCCAGACACGUCGGAGUCGCUUUACAGCGACAGGAACUCCUCGUACGACAACGUCGAGAAGAGGAACGAAAGAGAGGAGGCUGGAGACACCAGGAAGGACCAAACUUAUGACUCUUCCGAGUGGGAGACGCCAUUGGAGACGGACGAAAGCGACGUGGAGAGGAUGAAGAGGAACAAGAGCUUCAAAGAACGACUGGACCCUCUUCUCUCUCCUCCGAGGUUGCAAGCCCUCAGGAAUCGUGACAACGGAGGCACAGGCUCCAGCAUAAGAUCGUACGCCUUGCAGCUGGCCGCUGACAAAACUACCACCUUCUCUCAGAAUAUCGAUAAUUUCAUCCAAUGCACGAAAGAAGGGAAAGAAGCCAGUCCGCACGUGGUUAUGAGAAACAUGAGACAGUUCAUGUCUGGAAUGAAAAACUAUUUGGUGAAACACGGCGAAAAGGAGUUCGAGAAAGAAGUGGAGAAGGAAAGAUUGAAGCUGAAGGCGAAUGAAUUUUUGAAUCUGGACGCGAUUUUGGAGGGCGUGAUGAUGAACCUGGUGGUCAGACCGCUCAGGGAACACGUUUACAGACUGUUUGUGGAUCAUUACGCGACCACCGGUUCGUUGCAAACCCUCGCCGAGAGCAUUCAACACGCCCAAGGGAAACACAUUCAGGAUCUCGGCGUUCGACCAAAGAUCAUACCCCCAUCGGAGCCCAAUUUGGAACGAAUCCUCAAGUGCAUCGAUCGUCUUCAGAAGGCGGAUUCACCUUUGGAUAAACUGGAAAACCUUCUCGCAGCUUUUUCGGCAAUUUUCAACUCUGUAAAACACGCAAAUUCUGGUAGACAUUUGGCGCUGGGUGCCGACGACCUCCUUCCUCUUCUAGUUUGGGUGUUGGUUCGUGGCAGAGUUGUGGACGCUGAAGUGGAGGCUGAGUACAUGUGGGGCUUGCUUCAUCCCUCUCUUCUCACUGGCGAAGGGGGAUAUUAUCUGACGACCUUGUCCAGCGCAGUUCACGUUUUGAAGACGUUCAAGUCCAGCCAGGGAACGAUGUCCACUUUAAAUGGCUGUGGAACACCAGACUGUUCAUCCGUACUACGAAUCUUAGUGCCAGAUGAACUGCAUGGAUCCCUGAACACCAGAACGUUGCCUGUGCGACCGAAUAUGAACACGAGAGAGAUCUGUCGCAUUCUUGCACAUAAAAUUAGAUGCACCAACCCCCAGGACUAUGGACUGUUCAAACUGGUUCAAGGGGAAGAAACCUUACUCGGUGACCACGAGUGUCCGCAAGAACUCUCUCACUGCCUUUUCGCUUACAAGCGGAUCGACGCGAAGAUAGCCUGGCCGAAGACCAGUUCUUAAGCCUCGCGAGCAGCAAACCUCGUAGAGUUAACGAUGUCGAUUUCGUGGUGGCGAAACUAACAAGUCUGAAACACCUGUCUCUACUCUUACUGUUAGUUUCGUUGCUAGCACCAUGUUUUCCUUUUGAUCGUCUCAUUGUUCACACAUUUUACAUGUAAGUCCGUAACGAAUUUUUCAAUUUGCAGCACAAAAAACCUCUUCGGUAAUCUAACUCUUAGAAUAUACUUGAACACUGCCAGGUAUAAACAGCUUUCGAACGAUCGACGUAAAAACGAAAAAAAAGUCCACUGAAAGCGACCAAAGUUUAAUUUAAGGAAAACGAUUACUAAACCUUGUACUUUUAUUCGUAAAUCGUGUUAAUCUAGAUCUAUACUCCCACAUAUCCGGUAUUUAAAAUCAGUACAAUCGUCAUCAUUCUAUUGGUCGCUUUUUGAUAUAUAGAAUUCUUGCCCAUAUUUUUUGUAAUUAGUAAUUAAUGUAAAGAAAAAGAAGGACUUGUCUUAGCUGCGCGAUGGUCCAAAGAAAUUGUAUUAUUUGUCUGAAUCAUUUAGCUGCCGAGGGUGAUGAUUAUAGUAGUGCAAUCUAGUAGUGCAAUGCGUAGCUGGGUACGAUCUCGAAGUAAGAAUUUCAUAUAACGCAGCUAAAGAGUCUGAAAAAGCAGAGUAUGAUCUUACGAUCGGGCGAUUAGCAUUCAAUCGGAUUUAAUUUGAUUUACAAGCAGGUGCUAGAGCGUCGGAUCGGCUAAAUGGAGGGUCGAUUCAGUUCGUUCGUUGGCACUGAACCCGAGAUUUCGAACAAAUUUCCGCCGAACGACCGUUUCUUAUUUAUGAACACAUGAAUAGUACGAGAUAAAGGAUCGUGUAUUACUCAGUAUUCGAUAUUUUGCAAAAUUCAUCGAUAACGAAGCUACUGACUAAGUCUCAUUGAUGAAAUAGAUUUCGAAUCGAGGAAGUCGAUGGAAAAUUCUUCGCUUUUCGCUGCAAGAAACCAAGGUUUUGAAUCUUUCGUGAUUGUCCUUCGAUCUCGAAACCUACUUCACGAGAGAACACUAAGUUUUUUACGGGAUGAAAUCACUGAAAAGAGAGCAACCAAAUGUCUCUGUAACAUUUCUUUCGAAAUAACUUUACCGCAGAUUACUUACUUACUUAAUUCUCUUAUUAAAAACAUUUUUAGCAUAUCGAUUGAUUUUUUAAAAAUAUUUUUCUACGAUUAAUCGAUGAGAUUGAUGCUGCCAUCUUACUCUUUAUAUCAGUCACUCAUUUUUAUAUUUUUAACGUUAUUAUUUUUUGUUGACAUCUUGUUACAAAAAAUCAAUUUUUACCAUAUACGAAUUAUUUAUAUGCGAAGGGAGAUCAGAGAUAUGUUGGAUUGCCUCUGUUAGGGGUGAUUCAAGCCUAUAGUAUAACCGAUUAAAAAUCAUAGGGGGAUUACCCCUUUUAAUACAAAUUGAAUACUAGACUUAUAUAUAUAUAGAACACGAAAGGCUAGUUUAGACUCUAUUUUAAGUACUUUCUCGUCGAGACGUUGGCGGAUUAUACAAGCAAUCUGUACUUUUAGGCGGACGUCGCAUAUUUAUUGGGAAGUUGUACACAAUAUUUUACUAUCAUUCGUCGGAUUUUUCCUUUUUUUUUCGCGUGUGCGUGCGCGAGUGUCGCUUCUUCUUUUCUCCGAAUCUGCCAGGCUGAUUUGCUCACCUAAUAUUAUUAUAAAAGGCUGUGGAACUAAUUAAUCUCUUACUCUCUCCCUCUCUCUCUCUCUCUCUCUCCAGAAAUGAGCAAUUGAAUACAGAGCAGAGUUCGAUCAUGUUUGUGUUUUUGGGGGAUUUGUAUGGGGGUUGAGAUAUGAGGGUUGGAGCGUAAAUCGUGGAGCGAAUAUUUUGCUACUGAAACUCUCGUACAAAUCAGCCUUGCAAUUGUUAUUAGGUAUUGUCUUAUAUAAGAAAACGAACAAAAAAAAAAAAGGAAAAAAGAAAAAAGUGAAAAGUAACACGAUGUGUAGCCCUCGAUAAAUACGUGUAAUAAUAUACGAUAAUAAUUAUUAGCAAUUUAUAAAUGUACAUUUCUCCUUUAUAUGUCGUAUCUAAUUUAUUAUGAAGCGAAUUUUUAAUACCUGUAAUGUCGUAAUUAAUAAUAUCCCUCUGCAUUAAACGUGCUUUCGAUCCUCCACCACCACCCCCCCCCAGCCCUCUUCGAAUCUAAUUGAUUACGAUUAACCGUAAUGUUAAUGCUUCUAAUAUGCUAGUCAAGCCGAUACAAAUCAGAAGUUUGUAAAAGAGUACCGUUUUUUCUCUCCUCUCUAUGGCCCUUUUAUAGGUGUAACUUUUCACGUGAUAGUUUCUACUUGUUGACAAAAAAAAAAAAAAAAGAGAUAAGGUAAUAUCAUUUAUUAUCAAUUAUUCUCACCUUUAUUACGAUUACUGAUUAUGAUUACUAUUGUAACGUGUAACAGUAUGCUCAAUAAAAACUUUUCUAUAAUUCGAA
This is a messenger RNA of Bombus impatiens (common eastern bumble bee), 12505 nucleotides long. RefSeq names its product protein sprint (gene spri). Bases 5916 to 10025 code for a protein of 1369 amino acids. Gene Ontology annotation, biological process: vesicle-mediated transport; signal transduction. The transcript is spliced from 16 exons. Gene Ontology annotation, molecular function: small GTPase binding; guanyl-nucleotide exchange factor activity. The record is from RefSeq and is a predicted model, not a curated record. Lineage: Eukaryota; Metazoa; Arthropoda; Insecta; Hymenoptera; Apidae. Gene Ontology annotation, cellular component: cytosol; endocytic vesicle.